Messenger RNA from Perognathus longimembris pacificus (Pacific pocket mouse), 3981 nucleotides. RefSeq names its product OTU deubiquitinase 7A (gene Otud7a). NCBI's taxonomy places the organism in Eukaryota, Metazoa, Chordata, Mammalia, Rodentia, Heteromyidae. Gene Ontology annotation, cellular component: nucleus; cytoplasm. The coding region runs from base 543 to 3431 and encodes 962 amino acids. Gene Ontology annotation, molecular function: zinc ion binding; DNA binding; cysteine-type deubiquitinase activity. The transcript has 16 exons. The record is from RefSeq and is a predicted model, not a curated record. Gene Ontology annotation, biological process: protein K63-linked deubiquitination; protein K48-linked deubiquitination; protein deubiquitination involved in ubiquitin-dependent protein catabolic process.
GGACGCGAGCGAGCGAGCAAGCGAGAAACAGCUGAUCUGGUUUUUUUUCCUUUAAAGCGAGAGAAAAUGGAAGUCGGGUAGCGGCGACUGCGGCGCUGCGGACGAGCCGGGCGGAGCGGCGCGGCGCGGCAGAGAAAGAAGAUUUUUAUCACAUGGCACCAUGAGCAUGUCAAGGGGACACAGCACUUCAGCUCAUCUUCAGCCAUCUUUCAGUAAGAUGGAAACAUCACUGGAGAGUUCUGAAAAGGACUGAGUUGAUCAUAACAUGACCAUUCUAAAAUAUUGACCCAUGAAACAAUGAAGGUCCCCCCCCACCCCAAUCUAGUUCUCAGGGGCCCAUUCACCUGCCCGCCUUCACUGAGCACCAAUGGGACAUUUUCAGCAGCGACGGUGCCCAGCCCACUUGGACUCCUGACUGCCAUUCACCUCCACAGAAUCCAGAGGUGGCAGUGACCAAAGAAGAGCCUCUCUGGACCAAAGUUCCAGUACAUGGAGGGAAGGAAGAAAGCGAUUUCUUAAUUGGUACCAUAUACAUCAGAUGGAUGGUUUCUAGCCUGCUUCCAAACCCCACCUCGGCCGAGUGCUGGGCAGCACUUCUACAUGAUCCUAUGACGCUUGAUAUGGACGCAGUCCUGUCAGACUUUGUUCGGUCCACGGGGGCAGAACCUGGUCUGGCUAGAGAUCUGCUGGAAGGUAAAAACUGGGACCUGACAGCCGCACUAAGCGACUAUGAGCAACUCCGACAAGUGCACACAGCCAACCUGCCACAUGUGUUCAACGAAGGGAGGUGUGCCAAGCAGCCCGAGCGAGAGCCGGCCCAGCCUGUGCACAAGGUGGAGAGGCCCUGCCUGCAGAGGCAGGACGACAUUGCCCAAGAAAAGCGCCUUUCCCGGGGUAUUUCCCACGCCAGUUCAGCCAUCGUCUCCCUGGCCCGGUCCCACGUGGCGAAUGAGUGCAACAAUGAACAGUUCCCCUUGGAGAUGCCAAUCUACACCUUCCAAUUGCCCGACCUGAGCGUGUACAGCGAAGACUUCCGGAGCUUCAUUGAGCGGGACUUGAUCGAGCAAGCGACCAUGGUAGCCUUGGAACAGGCAGGUCGCCUGAACUGGUGGUCCACUGUGUGCACAAGCUGUAAACGGCUUCUUCCUUUGGCCACGACAGGGGAUGGGAACUGCCUAUUACAUGCCGCCUCACUGGGGAUGUGGGGCUUUCAUGACCGGGACCUGGUUUUGCGGAAAGCUCUGUACACCAUGAUGAGGACAGGUGCUGAGCGGGAAGCCCUCAAGCGGAGGUGGAGAUGGCAGCAGACACAGCAGAACAAGGAGUCAGGGCUGGUGUACACGGAGGAGGAGUGGGAGCGAGAGUGGACGGAGCUGCUGAAGCUGGCAUCCAGCGAGCCACGGACACACUUCAGCAAGAACGGAGGCACUGGAGGGGGCGUGGACAACUCGGAGGACCCCGUGUAUGAGAGCCUGGAGGAGUUCCACGUGUUCGUCUUAGCCCAUAUCCUAAGACGUCCCAUCGUGGUCGUGGCAGACACAAUGCUGAGGGACUCCGGCGGAGAAGCAUUUGCACCCAUCCCAUUCGGAGGGAUCUACCUGCCCUUGGAGGUGCCCCCAAACAGAUGCCACUGCUCGCCUCUGGUCCUGGCCUACGAUCAAGCACACUUCUCAGCCCUCGUGUCCAUGGAGCAGAGAGACCAGCAGCGAGAACAAGCCGUGAUCCCCCUGACGGACUCAGAACACAAGCUGCUGCCCCUGCACUUCGCGGUGGACCCGGGGAAGGACUGGGAGUGGGGGAAAGACGACAACGACAACGCCCGGCUGGCGCACUUCAUCCUGUCGCUAGAAGCCAAGCUGAACCUUCUCCACACCUACAUGAACGUGACGUGGGUCCGGAUCCCCUCGGAGACCCGGGCUCCCCUGGCCCAGCCGGAGUCCCCGACGGCCUCGGCGGGGGAGGACGUGCAGUCCCUGGCUGACUCGCUGGACUCGGAUCGGGACUCGGUGUGCAGCAAUUCCAACAGCAAUAACGGCAAGAACGGGAAGGACAAGGACAAGGAGAAGCAGCGCAAGGACAAGGACAAAACCCGCGCCGACUCCGUGGCCAACAAGCUGGGCAGCUUCAGCAAGACGCUGGGCAUCAAGCUGAAGAAAAACAUGGGCGGCCUGGGCGGCCUGGUGCACGGCAAGAUGGGCCGCGCCAACUCGGCCAACGGCAAGCACGGCGAGCCCAACGAGCGCGCCAAGGAGAAGAAGAGCAAGUCGCGCAAAGGCAGCAAGGAGGAAUCGGGCGCGUCGGCGAGCACCUCGCCCUCGGAGAAGACCACGCCGUCGCCCACGGACAAGGCGGCGGGCGCGUCGCCGGCCGAGAAGGGCGGCGGGCCCCGGGGCGACGCCUGGAAAUACAGCACGGACGUGAAGCUCAGCCUCAACAUCCUGCGCGCCGCCAUGCAGGGCGAGCGCAAGUUCAUCUUCGCCGGGCUGCUGCUCACCAGCCACCGGCACCAGUUCCACGAGGAGAUGAUCGGCUACUACCUAACCAGCGCGCAAGAGCGCUUCAGCGCCGAGCAGGAGCAGCGGCGCCGCGACGCCGCCACGGCCGCCGCCGCCGCCGCCGCCGCCGUCACCACCGCCACCGUCACCACCACCACCACCCCGGUCACCUCCACCGCCAAGCGGGCGCCGCGCAAGCCCGAGGCCGAGAGCGCGCCGGGUGCGGAGCGCGCGUCGCCGGGCCCGCCGGCCGCGCCACCCACGCAGCUGGUGCUCAAACUCAAGGAGCGCCCGAGUCCCGGGGGCGCGCGGGCGGCCCGGGCGGCGGCGGCGGGGGGCGCGGCCUCCCCGGGGGGCGGCGGCGGCGGCGGCCACCGGCGGGCGGGCGCCAGCGGACCCCUCCCCGGCCGCAGCCCCCCGGCGCCCGCGCGUCAGAGCGUCAUCCACGUGCAGGCGGCGGGCGCGCGGGACGAGGCGUGCGCCCCGGCGGUGGGCGCGCUGCGGCCGUGCGCCACCUACCCGCAACAGAACCGAUCGCUGUCCUCGCAGAGCUACAGCCCCGCGCGCGCCGCCGCCCUGCGCACCGUCAACACGGUGGAGUCGCUGGCGCGCGCCGUGCCGGGCCCCCUCCCCGGCGUGACAGGGACCCCAGGGACGACCGAUCACAAGUCGCAGACCUACACCAACGGCUUCGGCGCCGCGCGCGAGGGCCUGGAGUUCGCCGACGCCGACGCGCCGGCCGCGCGCUCGAACGGUGAGUGCGGCGGCGGCGGACGCGCGGGUUCCGGGCCCGGAUCGGGCCCCGGGCCGGCGCAGCGGCGGUGCCAGCGCGAGAACUGCGCGUUCUACGGGCGCGCGGAGACCGAGCACUACUGCUCCUACUGCUACCGCGAGGAGCUGCGGCGCCGGCGCGAGGCGCGCGGGGCCCGGCCCUGAGCGCCGCCCGCCGCCAUCUCUCUCUCUCUCUCUUUACUUUUGUUUCCUUUUUCUUUUUUCUUUUCCUUCCCCCCCCCCACCCCAUUCUGUCGGUGUGUCUUUUUUACAUGUCCUGGUCAACCGAAAAGGCCGGCGCCUCCUCUUGUCAGUGCCCCGUGUACGUGUUUGGUAAACGUUCCUAAUGGUGCCUGAACCUACACUGACGCCACUCAGGUAGUAGAUGGAUAGGAAAUAAGUCAUACUGUUGGAAGUGGGUUUGCUAGCCUAGCAUCUGCCUCGUACCUGUGGAAACUCAACAGCCAUUGCAAGAGUAUUUUUGUUCCUCUAUACGAGAAAUAAAGAAAUUCGCAGCCCUUUGUUUUUAGAAGGGAGUGUUUUACAUGCUUUUAUUUUUUUUCCUCUUUUUUUUUUAUAAUUUUUCCUUUUCUUCUUCUUCAGACCUCUUCCAGAUAGCGAUCCCAUGCGUGCGUGCGUGCGUGCGUGCGUUGGGUUAGCACCCAGGGGUGGGCGAGGCACCAGUGCGCGUCCGGACGGACACCUGGACGGGGCA